Messenger RNA from Amphiprion ocellaris (clown anemonefish), 2918 nucleotides. It is a transcript of the gene clk2a, whose product is annotated as CDC-like kinase 2a. Gene Ontology annotation, cellular component: nucleus. Gene Ontology annotation, molecular function: ATP binding; protein tyrosine kinase activity. The coding region runs from base 163 to 1755 and encodes 530 amino acids. Gene Ontology annotation, biological process: protein phosphorylation; regulation of RNA splicing. The record is from RefSeq and is a predicted model, not a curated record. Lineage: Eukaryota; Metazoa; Chordata; Actinopteri; Pomacentridae. The transcript is spliced from 13 exons.
ACCAGAACUAGCUGUAUUGGGCAGACAGAAAAAAAAACCCCUGGCUGCUUGAUAGCAACCGAGCCUUGAAACGUCGGGCUAGCAAGAAGAUAUAGGAUUAAAAACUGGAACGCCACCACGGAUUUUUUGUGGGACAAACGCACAGGCCUCGCUGCUAAAACGAUGCCUCACAAUAGACGGUACUCGUCUUCAGACAGAGACAGUCGAAGCAGCUACCAAGACCGCUACAGAGACAGAGACAGAGGGCGAAGACAUCGGCACAGAAGAUCGCCUACUUACUCCUCCAGCAGCGACAGAGAGAGAGACCGAGACAGAAGGGGACGGGGACACAGACAAGAAGGAAGUUAUGCACGCUCAAGGAGUCGCAGCUAUGACAAUCGCUCAACGGAACGCCGACCAUUUGACCGGAGAUACUGCGAGGGAUACAGACGCUUGGAUCAGAGCCGAGAUCGAGACCGCGACAGAGAGAGGGAGCCACAUGGAGCAGCCGAAAGUUACUAUCCACGGGACUUCUCUCCAAACAUGUACGACUACCGACGCGGCCGCGAGAGGGAGCGUGAGCGGGACGAGUCGUAUCGGCGGAAAGGCAGCAGGCGUAAGCACAAACGAAGGCGGCGUAGAACCAGGUCCUAUAGCCCAUCCUCCUCGCGGAGCGACAGCCGGACGCGGGCACUGAGUGUGAGGGACGACGAGGAAGGGCACCUGAUCUGUCGGAGUGGGGACGUCCUGCAAGAGAGAUAUGAGAUUGUCAGCACUUUGGGAGAAGGCACCUUUGGGAGGGUGAUGCAGUGCAUUGACCAUCGCAGGGGAGGAGCCCAUGUUGCUCUGAAAAUUAUCAAGAAUGUGGAGAAAUACAAGGAAGCAGCUCGCCUGGAGAUUAAUGUACUGGAGAAGAUCAAUGAAAAGGAUCCUGACAACAAAUUCUUGUGUGUACAGAUGUAUGACUGGUUUGACUACCACGGUCACAUGUGUAUCUCAUUUGAGCUUCUAGCUCUGAGCACUUUCGACUUUCUAAAGGAAAACAACUACCUGCCGUAUUCAAUUGGUCAAGUCAGACACAUGGCCUACCAAAUCUGUCUUGCUGUGAAGUUUCUCCAUGACAAUAAGCUGACACAUACGGACCUGAAGCCUGAGAACAUCCUGUUUGUUAACUCAGACUUUACAAUGUCCUACAAUGUAGAGAAGAAACGAGAGGAGCGGACUGUAAAGAGUACAGCAGUACGUGUGGUAGAUUUUGGCAGUGCUACAUUUGACCACGAGCACCACAGCACCAUAGUGUCCACGCGGCAUUAUCGAGCUCCUGAGGUCAUACUAGAACUUGGCUGGAGUCAUCCCUGUGAUGUGUGGAGUAUUGGCUGUAUCCUGUUUGAGUACUACUUGGGCUUCACCUUGUUUCAGACUCAUGACAACAGGGAGCAUUUGGCUAUGAUGGAGAGAAUCCUGGGACCAGUGCCCUCGAGGAUGAUUCGUAAGACCAGGAAGCAGAAAUAUUUCUAUCGUGGCCGUCUGGAUUGGGAUGAGAGCUCCUCGGCAGGGAAAUAUGUCAGAGAAAACUGCAAGCCCUUGCGGCGGUAUCUGCUGUCAGAGGCAGAGGAGCACCACCAGUUGUUUGACCUCAUUGAAAGCAUGUUGGAGUAUGAGCCUUCCAAGAGGCUGGUGCUGGCCGACUCCCUCAAACACCCUUUCUUCGAGAACGGGGGCAGUGAGGCAACAGGCAGCAAGACCUGGGAGGGUAACCGGGACAUCAGCCGGUGACCCACGAGACUCCAAAGACAGUGACAGAGGAGAUCAAGUCCUUUCUAUGUGGAGCAGCUGAGCUGUUGAAUAAAUCCGAGGCCUCAGAGGUUUUCCGUUUGUCAUUAAAGCAUGGACCCCUAAACUUCUUGCUCCUCUACCUUGCCCCUCUGACGUCCACCACUGCAGCCACAAGAGACCAAAAUAUAAACCACUGAAGACUGGAAAAGAGGCAGAUGAAUCUUUUCUAGUGGUCACUGCCUCGGUAGAGGCAAAGAAAUCUUAAAUGGAAGAUUGUUUAUAUCCAAAGUAGCCCUCUAUGCAGCUCCUGUCUUCCUUUUGACUUCUGAACCAACUUCCCUCCUUCCGUCCGUCCAUCUGUAGUUUUCAUCAGCAUGUAAAGAAAGAAAUAGUUCACUUCUCUAAGGUAAUAAGCACUACUACAGCCAGUCAUAAAAGAACCACUCAGUUUUGGGGAAGGACUGUCUUCCGAUUCUGAAAUCCAAGGAAAGGGUAAAAAGGAGAUAGAGCUGUAUAUGCAGCGCAAGUCCUCACCCACAUAGUUUGAAACAUGAAGACAUGCAAGGUAUUCUAUUAUUCUAACAUCAGGUCAUUGGAAUUGAAUAUCAUAUUUCUUUGGAAAUUGCAAGUAUCUCCAGCAGAGACCACUGUCUCAAGGUUUUGUUUACGUUGUCAUGUGAGCACUUGCAUAAGAUUUUUCAUGUUUCUUAUUUUAUGUAUAAAAAGAAUUUCCCAUAUAUGGAGAUCUCCGGUCGGUGGGCCUGUUGUUAUUCGCCAGUGAGAUGAUAAUGGUGACGACACUCCAGUCACACAGGCCUCUCUGGCCUGUCUUAUUGAUAAAUAUAUACGUUAAUGUUUUGCAAUGCUUUCUGGGUGUGAGUGUCUGUGUGUGUGCAUGUUGGGGUGUGGAUGGAGUGGGUGACACGUUCAUGUCUUGUUCAUUGGUUUAGUUAAGCAUUAGUCAUGGGAACAUUCUCGUACAUUUUAACACAAGAAACUGCCUUUUCCAUGUUUGACGUGGUCAGACCUGAAGUCUCCAUUGAGGUUAAGCACACAGCUCCUGUUGAAGGUAUUUAUUAUGAGUUCUAAUAGGUCAUAGUCCCCACCGCCCACCUGUACAUGACUUGUUUUUUUUGUAUGAAAUUAAAGCGUAUAAAACUGUA